Molecule: messenger RNA, 771 nt
Organism: Lagopus leucura (white-tailed ptarmigan)
Lineage: Eukaryota; Metazoa; Chordata; Aves; Galliformes; Phasianidae
Product: uroplakin-3b-like
Exons: 6
Coding region: 1-771 (256 amino acids)
Source: RefSeq, a predicted model, not a curated record
AUGGAGCUGCUGAGUGUGCUGCUGGCGCUGGCUGGGAUGGACGCAGCUGCUGGCCUGGCCCUGUUGCCCUACGUGCCCCGCUUGGCCCCUGACGCCAUGCCAGGGAAGGUGACGGCCACCACCUUUGUGCUGGAGAGACCCUGCUGCAUCUUUGACCCCCUUGCCAAUGCCUCCGAUGCCGUCUGGCUGGCAGUGGCUUUCGCUGAUGCCUCCACCGCCUUCAAAAACCCCACAUCCAGAGCUGAGGUGCCCCCAUAUGAGGGGCUGCCCACCGCCCGUGCCUACAUGACACUGGAGAUGGCAGCGGCCGCCUAUGGAUGCUCAGCUCCCGGUGCAGCCGUGCUGCGGGUCGGCGGGGACACGGCGUGCCAUGGUCGGGCACCAUGCAAUGGGCCACUGCCCUCCCCGGGGCCCUACAGGGUGAAGUUCCUGCUGAUGGGCUGCAGCGGCCCCAAAGCGGAGACGAAGUGGUCCGACCCCAUCCUCCUGCGGAGAGCUCGCAGCCUGAGCACCAUUGACCCCACACCAGCACGUCGCAGCAGCACUGCGGUCAUCAUCGCCGCCAUCCUGGCCAGCCUGGGUGCCGCGCUGGCUGUGGCCAUGCUGGGAGCUGUGGGCACCCAGGUGUGUGUCCCCCUGUGCCACCGGGACCUGGGCGCCCACCUGCCCUACAGGACCCACCAUGUCCCUCCAGCCCUGCCCCACACGCUGCCCCCCGCCUGCAUCUGUGGCUGCACGCCGCGGCCCCAUGGCCCAUGGCCCACCAAGUAA